This is a messenger RNA of Globicephala melas (long-finned pilot whale), 3665 nucleotides long. RefSeq names its product tRNA methyltransferase O (gene TRMO). Lineage: Eukaryota; Metazoa; Chordata; Mammalia; Artiodactyla; Delphinidae. The record is from RefSeq and is a predicted model, not a curated record.
ACAGAGGGAAUGCUCACUUUUUUGCUGGAGUGACCCGAAAAAAUUACACAUGAGUGGAGCCUUGAAAGAUGGAGAGGAUUUGUAAUAUAGGUGAGGAUAGCAGCAUUGUUGUAUGUGACAGAGAGAAGGGUGAAUUAAAGACAUGUUCAAGAGAACUGCAUGCAAUCUACGGUUAAUGCAGGGUCCAUGUGGAAUAGCAGGCUAGCAGGCUGAAAAUUAUUGUAUUAUUGGAGUUGUAUGGAAUUUUGCUUGCCUAACUAAGACGUAUAUUAUUUACUUAGGUAAUGGGGAGCUAAGUAAGACUUUUGAACAAAGAGAUGGCAGUUUUAGUAUUUCAGGAAUAUUUAUCUGGUGAUAAUGGUCAGGAUUAACUGAAAAUGAUGAGAGACUGGGGACAGGAGUAGAAACUAUUCUGGGCAGGAACAUGUCUGAAAAUCUUCCCUGGUAAGAUGUCACGGAAAAGCCCGAACGAACUUUUUGGCCAGCCCAAUAUUUUUAGGGGAAGAGGUUUGUUUUCAGUUUUCCUUCUGUUAUUACAGAGGACUCAAAAUAAAGGAGAUUUCUGCAAAUGGUUCAGCAAGGGCACAAGUAUGCAAGCUCUCCAUAUAGGCACUGUGCUAGGUACUAGGCUAGAGUGAAGAACACGACAGGAUCCCAGUCUCUCAAGCAUUCAUGGUGUAGAACAGUGGUUCUUAACCCUCACCAUAUAUUAGAACCACUGGGGAAAAUUUCAAAAUCACAGUUGCCCAGGCACCUCCCCAGGGAUUCUGAUUCACCUAUCUAGGGUGACAUCAAGACAUAUUUAUAUUUUACAUUGUUUUUUGCUCUAAAUAAUUUUUGAGGAAUAAUUUUAGAAUUAUAUAAAAGUUGUAAAGGUAGUACAGAAGUUCCUAUAUAGCUCUCACCCAGUUUACCAUAAUGUUAAGAUCUCAUAUAACCACGGUCCAUUUAUCAAAACUUAAACUAAAAUUGUUAUAUUACCAUUAACUAAACUACAGAUAUUAUUGGGAUUUCAUUAGUUUUUCUGCUAAUGUCUUUUUUCUGCUUCUGGAUCCAAUCUAGGCUACAACAUUGCAUUUGGAGCAGUGGUCCCCAACCUUUUUGGCACCAGGGAUGGGUUUCAUGGAAGACAAUUUUUCCACGGAGGGUGGAAAGGCAGUAUGUCCCCCCUCUCCCCAUGAAGCAACAGGAUAAAAUGCUCAGAAGUAGAAUUAUAUAUACAGAGGAACUUGAUAAAUACACAGCGUCAUGCACUGGAUAUGUAGGUUGCUUAUUAUUUCGAGAGAGACAUCUUUAUGCAUAAAUCUUCAUCGACGUGCCCCCCUUGGAAAGGGUGGUAACUUGGAGCUUCUGACUGCCCUGGAAAGGCGGGCAACUGCAAGGGGUCCGCGCGAUACAGCAGACACACGUUCAGAAGCAGAACGAGGGAUCCAGGCCCUAAUCGCCACCUAGCGGUGGCCUCCGGCUCCGCCCGCCGCGCACCGCACUUCUCCUGCACUGCGCAGGCGCCAUGCAUGGAGACCGGAAGCGGAAGGCUUGAACGCGUUGGGUGGGCACCUGUGAGACCACUAGCCAUGCGCGACUUGGAGGAGACCGGCCCUCGACCCACAGCGACCUCGUGCGGGUGCGUGAAGCCGGCUCUGGAGACAGGGAAUCUUUUAACUGAGCCAAUUGGUUACUUGGAAUCCUGUUUCUCGGCCAAGAAUGGUACUCCAAGGCAGCCAUCCAUUUGUAGCCAUUCACGGGCUUGUUUGAGGAUUAGAAAAAGCAUCUUUAAUAAUCCUGAACAUUCCUUGAUGGGCUUAGAACAGUUUUCUCAUGUUUGGAUUUUGUUUGUUUUUCACAAAAAUGGUCAUUUGAGCUGUAAGGCAAAAGUGCAGCCUCCUAGGCUGAAUGGUGUGAAGACUGGCGUUUUCUCUACAAGGAGCCCACAUCGUCCCAAUGCGAUAGGACUGACCCUAGCCAAACUGGAAAAGGUCGAAGGUGGAGCCAUAUACCUUUCUGGAAUUGACAUGAUUCAUGGCACACCUGUACUAGACAUAAAGCCCUACAUAGCUGAUUAUGACUCGCCACAAAAUUUGAUUGAGCCUUUAGGGGACGUUAAUUUACAGAAUAACCAAUGUAAACCAAAAACCGUGUCCCAGUGUGACGGCAAGACUGAUAACUGUGACCAACAGCUCUCAGGGUACGAGGAACCACAGCUCUACAGUUGUACUAAGGAGAAACCUAAAUGUCCUGAAGAUAGAACUUCAGGAGAAAACAACGCAAAACACGACAACUCAGCAAAAAUCCAGCAAAGCUCACCUGAGCCCAGGGAAAGAGCAGCAGAUUUGGGUGAAGAAUCAGGAAGUGGUCCGAGUCCUGGGGUAGCAGAAGAGCAAAGUGGCCCAUGUUGCCUGGAGAAGAGCAUUUCAGAGGAACAAGCAGACAGCAGGCUGAGGAGAGGGGAAGCAGCGGUGGUCGCACAAGGACACAGCACGGAGAUGCCGCCCGAGGCUCUUCUCUGCCCUUCCAGGGCAGCUGGUGCAGCCCACCGCAGUGCGGUCCCCACCUGGGUGAGAGAGGCUCCCGUGGCCACCUUGGGAGUCCGGUUUACUCCUCAUGCGGAGAUGGACCUUGAGCACCUCAGCUCAGGUGAACCAGGUAUUGGUCAGGCUUCAUUUAACUAUUUUCAGUCAGCGGAGGAAGCAAGGUGUGCCAUCGAGGCUGUGCUGUCAGCCGACCCUCGGUCUGUGUAUCGACGGAAACUCUGCCAGGAUCGUCUUUUCUACUUUACAGUAGACACAGCACAUGUCACGUGCUGGUUUGGUGAUGGCUUUGCAGAGGUCUUAAGGAUCAAGCCAGCUUCUGAGCCUGUUCAGAUGGGUGACCCUGCGGAGUCCUUGGUGCCUCUGGGAUCGUGAGUAGCCUCCGUCGAGUCUUUAAGGCAGCCUAAUUGACUUCGGUGUGGCUGUUGGAUUUUCUGUACAAGCUAAUGAUGUGCCUUCUUUGCAGAAAGAAGCAACGCUUUGUGAUCUCACUGCUUUGAUUGAUUUGGGUUGUUCAGAAUAUUUAUUUGAAAAACAUGUAUUUUAAUAAACUAAGAGAUAAAGAAUUUGGAGAAAUCGCCAUAUCAUGAUCGUUUUUGAUCAGUUAAUAUUGAAGAAUCCAAAGGUGAUGCUUUAUCACUGUUUUCUGAAAGAAGUCAAUUCUUCUUGGCACUUGAUAAAACUAACUGGGCAGAAGCUGGGUGGAUGUGUUGAACAAUUCAUGUUGGUUUUUUUGUCUGAAAAAGCCUGACCUCUCUGUUUUAUUCUAAAUCAAACUGAGUUAUGGUAUCUUAAGAAACUUAACAAAUCAAAACCAAGUAGUUAUAAAGAUCUUUAGAGAUUAAACCCCUGUGUUUCAGAGACUUUGCCAUACACUCACGCAUGCACACACGCACACACACGUAUGUGUAAUAUUUAAUCCUGAUUCCAAAAUUAGAGACGCUAAGGUUUCUUUGGAUGCCUUUGUAUCAGAAAAGAAAGUCACUCUGAGAAGUCCAAGAAAAUAACUUAAUUACUGGUUUAUUUCUUGUUUAUUCUAUGACUGUUUACUGAGAACUAUUGUGAGUUAGGUUUUGGUGAUAGAAUGAAAUGAACAGGAUGCAAUUCUUGUUGCAGGUCAUAGUUGUGGAGGAAGAA